UGUGAUUUUUUGACGCUCUGUGUUUGUAAAUCCAAUCUCAUCAGUGACAUCAGCAGGUUGAAGGUUUGGCCACACUCAGUUUUCCUCCUCCAGGAUAAAACUAUGAGGAGCACAGUGACCGUGGAGACGUUCACACUGCCCUCCUGCAGGAGCUGAUCCUCUGACUGAAGCUGAUCCUCCUCCUGCCUCAGAGAGAACACAGGGAAGGCAAACGGGAAGGGAGCGACACAGAGCAGGAUAAUAAGCGCAGCUUUCUUGCGUCAUGUUGGGCAAUAAAAAGAAAAACGGAGCCGGGACGUCCCAGUCAAAAGCCAUCGACCCCCUGAGGAACCUCGGAGUUCAGGAUGAUGAAGAUGUGAAGCGGAUGCUGCAGGGUUCCAGUAUGGUAAAGGUCCGUUCACCUCGCUGGCAGAAGCGACGAACUAUGAAGCUGAUGGAAGACGGUGUCACUGUGUGGUGUCAAUCCCACAAAACCUCCAGCCGGGCCAAGGAGCAACAAUCCUUCUCUAUCAUGGAAGUGGAGUGUGUUCGCGAGGGCUGCCAGUCAGAGAUGUUACGGCAAAUGGUUGGUUCAAUACCUGAGGGCCGGUGUUUGACAGUGGUCUUCAAAGGGCCCCGCAAGAGCUUGGAUCUUCUCUGCCAGAGCCAGGAGGAGGCCCAGCACUGGGCCCGCGGCAUCCGAACAUUGCAGGAGAGAGUGGAAAACAUGACCCAGAAGGAGAAACUUGACCACUGGAUUCAUGCUUACCUGAGUCGAGCUGACCAGAAUCAUGACGAUAAGAUGAGCUAUGACGAAAUCCAGACACUGCUACAGAUGAUCAACAUUGACUUGAGUGACCAGUAUGCCCGCAGCCUCUUUCAGAAAUGUGACCAGUCAGCCGACGGACGUCUGGACCACGGGGAGAUCGAGGUUUUCUGCAGGGAGUUGUUACGAAGACCAGAGCUGGAUGCUGUUUUUAUCCGUUACUCUGCAAAUGGCUGUGUACUUUCCACUGUGGACCUGAGGGAUUUCCUCCAAGAUCAGGGGGAGGACGCUUCACUCAUCCAUGCCCAAAGCCUCAUACUCACCUAUGAACUUAAUGAGUGGGCCCAGAAGAACCAGUUCAUGACCCCCAAUGGUUUCACCAUGUACAUGCUUUCUAAGGAGAACUGUGUGUUUAACCCGGAACAUGCUAGGGUUUACCAAGACAUGACAGGCCCACUGGCACACUACUUUAUCUCCUCUUCCCAUAACACCUACCUCACCAAGGACCAGCUGACUGGGGACAGCAGUACAGAGCCAUAUAUUCGGGCCCUGAAUCAUGGCUGCCGCUGUGUGGAGCUGGACUGUUGGGAUGGAGAUAAAGGAGAGCCAGUCAUCUACCACGGACACACCCUCACCUCCAAAGUGCCGUUUGUCGAAGUCAUUGAGACUAUCAAUGAAUAUGCUUUUAAAGCAUCUCCUUACCCCCUGAUCCUGUCCCUGGAGAACCAUUGCUCCGUGGAGCAGCAGACAAUAAUGGCUCGACACCUUCGAUCGAUCCUGGGAGACAAGCUGCUUACAAAGCCCCUCAGUGAUCUGGAUCCACACAAACUACCGUCUCCAGAGGACCUUAAAAAUAAAAUCCUGGUAAAGGGGAAGAAGGAUCAUGUGGUGGUGGAGGAGUGCUCCUCCAGCUCUUCAGACCUCAGCUCCUCAGACGAGGAGGCCAGCCGUGCUGGAGGUAAACCCAGGAGACAGAAAGAGGACAAGAAGCCAGGUGUGUCGAAGCUGAGUCCAGAGCUGUCAGAGCUGGUGGUGUACACCCGAAGUGUUCCCUUUAAAAGUUUUGAACAAGCAGCCAAAAGCCCUGCAACUGACAUGUCCUCUUUCUCUGAAAGUGAAGCGCUUAGGCACAUCAAGGACUCAGGGAUACAUUUUGUGCGUCACAACAGCCACCAGCUCAGCAGGAUCUACCCCUCAGGCCAGCGCCUCCAGUCCUCCAACUAUAACCCUCAGGAGAUGUGGAACGGAGGCUGUCAGAUUGUUGCUUUAAACUUCCAGACACCUGGUGAGCAGAUGGACUUGAAUCAUGGCAGGUUCCUGCAGAAUGGUCAAUGUGGGUACGUCCUGAAGCCUCCUUUCAUGUGCCAGCCUGGCACCACCUUCAACCCAGAGAACGUUGGUGGAGGUCCUGGUCAAAAUCCUGUCCUGCUCACUGUUCGGGUAAUUUCAGCUCAGCAGCUGCCUAAACCAGAAUGGGACAAACCCACCUCCAUCGUGGACCCUCAGGUGUGGGUAGAGAUACAUGGAGUUCCCAUAGACAACAAUAAGAAGAAAACCAAUCAUGUCGACAACAACGGCUUUAACCCGCGGUGGGACUGUACAUUUAACUUUACCAUCCAUGCCCCUGGCCUGGCUCUGGUCCGCUUCAUGGUGGAAGACCACGACUAUACCUCAAGCAAUGACUUCCUAGGACAAUUCACCCUGCCUUUCACAAGUCUCCGUACAGGUUACCGUCAUGUCCGACUGCUUAAGGUGGAUGGGUCCAGUCUUUCGCCCUCCUCACUCUUCAUCCAUGUUAAGAUCACCCCAUGUCAGAACAGUCCAUCAAAAUCAUCUGCUAAAUCACCGGCCAUGUCACCGGCUAAGUCUUCAGCUAAGAAACCCUAGUCUCAUCUUUACCCCUCUAACAUGAACAUGAAGCCACCAUGGGAAGCACCCAGGACACAUCUGCCUGGAUCCAGGCAAUAUAAGACCUGGAAUCCAAUUCAUAAAACUUAAUGGUUAUAAUCUUUGCAAAAGGGUUGCAGCUAUAUCCUCAAUCAGUCUGAAAAAGAGGAUAGUGCUGCUACAAAAAUGCAAACAGUAAAACUGACCAGUAUUUCAAAUUCAUGAAGAAAGUAAACACUUACAUUAACCAUGGCGGUGAGUUUUGUAUGUAAACAAAAAAAGACAUACAAUCAGCGAGGUAAAUAUCAUCAGCAUAGAACCAAAAGUCAAUGUUUGCUGUGGUUAGUAGGUUUACCUGCACUCCCAGCCACAUUCCCCUCAAAGAACAUUCCACCAGUCACUGUGACUGGCGGAUACUUGAAGCCAGAACUGUCUCUUUAAAACCUUGUUGAAUAGAGGGUUAAUUCUCAGAGCAGGAAUCAACAACUUAAUGACAACCCAUCAAACCAUCCUGCAGAAAUCUACAUAUAUUAAUCUACGAGGCCAUGACCAAAGUUUGGUGCUAAAUUUAGUCUCAUUUUGAAUUUUGGAGACUCAUAGCUAAACUGUCAAACUCAUUAUGUCUCACAUGUUCUCUGAAUGGACUUUUUUAAUUACAAGUCAUUUAUUUUAUAGAAAGCCCUGCUGCUUUGUGAUUCAAACAUUACUUGGGUAAAGUAGAAGUCAGCAUCCCUGUCCCCCUUUCUAAAUGGUACGUAAAGGAGAUGUCAUCAUCUAUCAACAUUCCUCUGUUGUAAUAUCGACUUCUACAGAACCAUUGGUUGCUGUAAUCAUUCCCUGGUGUCUGAGCUGGCCAUAAAGUGAUUUCUUCUUAAUAAUAUAAUAGGAAGGUGAUAAUAAUGUGACCUUCUAUGAUGGUAGACAAAAGUUCUUAACUUCAGCUAAAGCUAAUAUGUAGCUUUAGGAGCAGUGGUUUACAUCAAACUAAGUUUAAAACCACGUCCAAAGACUUUUGUAACUUUUCUGAACCCAACAAUCCACCAUGCCCACUUCACACAGUAAUUAGCCAAGUGUGUGGAAGUAAGUAAGAAGUAAGAAAAAUAUGACCUUCUGUUUCUAAGCUUUCUUUUUUCAUCUUUUUUUCAUUCUUUUAACAGCUAUGUUUGAAUACUUGUUGUAUCAACAAGUGUUUCUAUGAGGGGAGGCUCAUCACUCAUUUUCGUGUGUACAUUCAGAACAGUUACAAAUACGUUUUCCUGAACUGUGGUCAGACGACACUUUGUACAAACUUUGUUUGUUUUUAUGCAUACCCCUGUUAAGACAUACAGUUGUUAGGGUUGUUAGGGAUUAGGGUUGUUGUUUUUUUAGGUGCCAAUGAGACCAUGAUACAAAAUUAAUAAAAGCCACUUUGAGUAAUGUAACAUGAGUGUGAAACCUGAUUGGGUGCUCAACAAUGCACAAAUGGUUGUAAUUCUGUUAUCAUGGUGACAUUUCCUCCUCUGUCUUGAAGAUUGUGAUGUAAACAGAAAAAUUACACUCCUCACAUUAUAAAGUUAACUAGUAAGACUUGCACUUUUCUGAUGCAGACCUAAUGUUGAUCUGAACAUGACCUGAGACAAAUCGAGUGAGCAUCUUUGCAGUCAUAAUUAAGUUUGUUGCCUGUACUCUGCCCUUUAAACAAAUCCACAUAUGACUACCCUCUGUUUAUCCUUCUGCCCCGGCACAAACGUCCAGGGAACAGAGAGAGAGCUUUCUUACUGUGGGGUAACAUUAAUUAGAAUCUGUUCACUGCCAGUAUGAACAGAAGGAAUAAUUGCAGCAACCAGUAAUUAUUAACAUACAUAUGGCAAGCAAGUAUUGCAUUAAGAUAUGUUAUCAAAUGUUCACUUUUAAGCUUUUUCUAAAGCUUUCUGCAGCCUCAUACUCAGUAUGUUUACAUGCACCUGAAUAACUGGGUUACCCAGAGAGCCAAGUUACACAGGUAAUCAGAGAACACGUUUUACUGUAAAUCUGUGUGUACAUGCAGCAGGUCAGAGUUCUACCAUAACCCUAACAUUAUUUCAAAGCCAUGGCCUACUUUUACUUUUAUAGAAUAGUCCAUUGUUCAGCUCUAAUUGAUUUCAGUGGACUUGGAAUCCGAAUACAAGGACGCAUCACUAUGUGUAAUGACCUGGUUACCUGUCCUUUGAAGCAGCCUCUCUGCUGUUACUUUGCUGUCUGUAAAAAGCUGGUUACAUGACAGGUACACAUGAUGGAGAAAUCAUUGUUCUCCAGAAGACGUUUUUCUGUCCUACAAUUACAAUAAGCAGGUUUUUCUCCAUGCAUGAAAACCCCCAAAUUAUCCUUAAACUGUAUCCGGGAUGAUCAGAUCCUCAAUGUAAAUUUGAUACUGGUUUGAAAUGGGGCAACUUCUCCUAUACUAUGUAGCAAUAUUAAAAAUAUAUGGAUUUUUCCAGUAUGUUACUAUAGAUCUCCAGAAGGGGAAAAGUUUUUUCUGCCUGCCUGACAUGCUGUACAGAUGAAGAGUAUCAUCCCUGUACUUUGGCAAUGUAGCCUGUAGUAGUAACCUAUUUUGAAGGGAAAAGCUUGAUUCAGUGACUCUAUUUUAAUUUUAUGUAAUUGUUUAUUUAUAUAAUUCUCAUUUCUUUUGACUGAGACCAAACUAUAUCAUUACGUAGACACUAGAGUUUGUAUAUUAGAACUCGCUCAGUUAUACAAUAGUAAAAUGAUGAUGUGCACUAGAUGAAUCUUUUGCCUUAUUGUUAGUUUAUUAGAUGACAUAUACAUGAUAUGCUUCAUAGAUACAAUGUUUUCUUUAUCUUUGUUUACUUGGAUGUCUUGAACCGUGCAAGCAGGCUGAUAAAUCUGUGAUAUGAAGGCUUUAUUAUAGUCAGUGUUUGAACAUUUCUGUGUUAGACAUCACACUGUUGGUCAUCAUGUUAAAGAGAAGCUUUUAUACAGUGUUGUUUUUAUUGAGAAGAGUCAGUUUUGGAACGUUCAUAUUUAUGUUGAUUUACAAAUGAAAAGAAGAACUAUGAAUAUUUCAUAUGAAGAUAAUCUCACAGGGACGUUUGUGACUUGGGGCUGGGCUCUGCCGAGAUGAAGGGGUCGCCUUUGAGAUCAGUAUUAGUCACUGAGCAUCUUUGAAAUCAUCAAACAACUUCGGAGUAUUAGGACUCUUGGAUCAUUAUCUGCGUUUUCAGUUUGACAAAACAUAUGAUCUUGUAGAGUUCUUGUAGAUCUGGUGUAAUAAAGGUUGUAGUUUUGGAGCCAGUGCCAAUAACUUAACAGUCUCAAACAGAUCCCAGCCCUGUUUCUGAAUGAAGAAGCCGUGUUAGUUUAGUUUUUUUGUUUGUUUGUUUUUUACUGUAGUAAUGAUAACAGAAACUGUAACUGUACAAUUCAAAGCAUUAACAUUUUUGUUGUUUAUUUUUUGUAUCUGAAGUAUUAUAUUAGCUUUGUGCUGCACCAGCUGUAUAGUAAUUGACCUGAUGUUAUUUAUUGAAACAGGUACACACAAUGGUAGAAUAGAAAUGCAAUAAAACAUUCUGAAAACGCUU
Molecule: messenger RNA, 6192 nt
Organism: Larimichthys crocea (large yellow croaker)
Lineage: Eukaryota; Metazoa; Chordata; Actinopteri; Sciaenidae
Gene: plcd3b
Product: phospholipase C, delta 3b
Exons: 16
Coding region: 263-2632 (789 amino acids)
Biological process (GO): intracellular signal transduction; lipid metabolic process
Cellular component (GO): plasma membrane
Molecular function (GO): phosphatidylinositol-4,5-bisphosphate phospholipase C activity; calcium ion binding
Source: RefSeq, a predicted model, not a curated record